This is a messenger RNA of Fraxinus pennsylvanica, 774 nucleotides long. NCBI's taxonomy places the organism in Eukaryota, Viridiplantae, Streptophyta, Magnoliopsida, Lamiales, Oleaceae. The record is from the annotation of a GenBank genome assembly.
AUGUUGUUUCAUGUUGUUAUGCCAUCUGAUAAAUCUUCCCAAUUAACGAGACUGGAAGGCAAGGUAGAACUAAUAACCAGUGCUGCUAGUGGAAUUAGUGAGUCCACUGCACGAUUAUUCUCCAUACAAGUAUUUAUUGCUGACAUCCAAGAUGACUCGGGAGAGGAAGUAUUCAAAGAUUUGGGACAAUCACCAGCUUCUUUUGUCCACUGUGAUGUAACUAAAGAAUCUGAUGUAGAAGCUACAGUUAACAAAGCUGUCGCCAGAUAUGGGAAGUUGGAUAUGAUGUAUAAUAAUGCUGGUAUAUCAGGAAUACAAAAAAAAAGUAUCCUUGACAACGAAAAAAUAGAAUUCAAAAAGAUCGUUAGUGUAAACAUGCUAAACAUGACUGCCAAUGUUUGUUCUACCAUUGAAACUGGUGCUUCUGAUGCAUACGCAAGUUCAAAACAUGGGGUGGUAGGACUAACAAGAAAUAUCGCAAUGGAGCUUGGAGAAUACGGCAUACAUGUAAACUGCGAGUCACCACACCUCGUUGCAACACCUCUGUCAAAGGAUUUCUUCAAAUUGAACAAUGAGGAUUGCCAUAGUGUAUAUUCCCACCUCAAAUGUGUUCUUCCUAAGUCAGAAGAUGUGGCAGAAGCUGCUCUUUUCUUGGCAAGUGAUGAGUCAAAGUAUGUGAGUGGACAUAAUCUUUUUGUUGAUGGAAGCUUCACCAGUAUGAAUUCAGUUUUCUCCAUAUUUGGCAAUCCACAUACAGGAGUUUCAAAGACUUGA